This is a messenger RNA of Aspergillus brunneoviolaceus CBS 621.78, 804 nucleotides long. Its product is annotated as DUF1761 domain-containing protein. The transcript has 2 exons. Lineage: Eukaryota; Fungi; Ascomycota; Eurotiomycetes; Eurotiales; Aspergillaceae. Bases 283 to 645 code for a protein of 120 amino acids. The record is from RefSeq and is a predicted model, not a curated record.
GUUUUAUCCACUAUGCCCAAGGUGGUGCUAACCUAUCAUCUCUGACCAGGUUCCAUCCCUCUCAAAAGUGUCUUUUGCUCAUGACGACGUCACUGCUCACCUCGUCACUGGUCUCUUACCAGAAUGACGGCAACGGCAUGUGACCCCUUCGGAUCUGGGGAGCUUCAUAAAGCGACGUUAUCCCCUUGAUUCUAUCAUUGUCAAAACCAAUUACCAUCAGCAUCAAAGACUACAGAUACUCGUUCUCUGAAGACGAUCCCGAAGCGUACCAUAGCCAGCGAAAUGACGACCCUCAAUUACUUGCCAUCCGUGAAGCCGUCCGCAAUCGCAGUCGGCGCGAUCUUCACGCACACUGCCUCACUAGGCAUUCUCGCCCCAGUCUUUGGCGAUACUUACCAUCGUGCCCAAGCUGCCAAUUCAAAGGAAGAGUUCUUCAAGUCUAAGGAGGCUGCUGGUGCUGCAGCAGCCUGGGGUAGCUCUCUGGUUGGCAGUGCUGUACAGACCUACGGCGUGGCGGCAUUGAUCAAUGCAACGGGGACUCUUAGUUAUAAGGGUGCAGCCUAUCUGGGAAGUUUGAUCUUUAUGGCCAGUGCAGCUCCAAGUGUAAGUCUAUUGAUGAUAUCGCAUGCUACGACUUUGGUCUAAUUGAUUGUGAUCGUUCCAGGUCAUCAGCCAGAUCUUCACAGAGAAACGCCCCCUCGACACAGUGGCAGUGGGCGCUGUCGGCAGGGUCUUUGAGACAGUAGGACUCAGUCUAUUCCUUACCUGGUGGGGCACGCGUACCAACCCUUUCGCGUGAGGAAU